Messenger RNA from Knipowitschia caucasica, 3438 nucleotides. NCBI's taxonomy places the organism in Eukaryota, Metazoa, Chordata, Actinopteri, Gobiiformes, Gobiidae. The record is from the annotation of a GenBank genome assembly.
AUGUAUUGGUUUCGGAUCACGCCACUGCUCCGCUCCUGUACUCUGUACUCCGCCACAAUUACACACUGUCUGACGGUACCACAAGCACAGCAUCAAGGGGCAGUGGUGGCCGUGGCCAAGAGCAUAGAAUGGAUCGACCUCAGCCUUGGCUUAUCCCCUUCGGAUCUAGAUGCAUUGGCUCAGAUCCCAGAAGAUCAGAUCUCUGUCGAGACUCUUCCCCACAUUUUGAGGCAGCUCAAGAACCGCAAGAAACAGGAGAGCUUUCCAGAAUGGGAUGAACCAAGAAGCAGGGAGGGGCCAUCAGACCGGGAGUACUCUUUCAGACAGGACUCAGGUCAGAGUCAUGACUUUGGUCGAAGCUUUGGCUCUGGAAACUUCUCCCAGUCUCGUCAUGACUUUGGCAUGGCGCCCUCCUCUAGCUCUGCGGCGUACAUGCAGCCCGCUCAGGAGAAAGUGGAGGACUUCCUGGGACUCAAUCCAGCCCGGUUCCCACACGUGUGCGUGCUGUGUGACUUUGACGUUCACUCCAUUAUGGAGUGGAACCAGCACGUGAACAGCCUCCGCCAUGCUGAGAACAGAAGAAUGCUGCUUAACUUGUAUCCGGACUGGGAGCCCCCCAUGGCCUCCAAUAGAAGUGGGGGCAUGGAUGCUCCCAACCUCUCGGCUGGGAUCCUGGGACCUGCUCCCAUGUCCGGUCACUCUUCAGGAAUGUCUUCCAACUGGGGCGGAGGUUCUGGAAUGUCAGAGCGGGAUGCAAUGGGACCCAAACCGAGAGUCAGAGUGGUGGAGGUGAUGUACGAGCGGAAACCUCUCAGCAACCAGUCUCUUUUUAACUUUGUCAAGCCUUUUGGACAACUGAAAGAGCACCUGCUUCUCAAGAACAAGGGCUUCCUGGAGAUGAGCAACGCUGACCAGGCUCUGGAUGUGGUCAACUAUUACCAGCAGAACCCUGCGUCUCUGGGAGGACGACGCCUGGUGUUCGUGCUCUCCAAGCGGGUCUUCAUCGAGAAGCAGAUGGGGGGCUCUCAACCGCCCCCGAAGCCAGCGCCACGCAACAUUCCUCGCAUUCGAGAAGACCCCUCCACCAACAGCCAAGUGCUGUACUUCUCCAACCUGCCUCUGAAGGAGGAGGAGAAGAACGACCUGCUCACCAUCGCCGGGAGGUUUGGAACCGUCCAAAAGCACCUGUUCCUGCAGAGAGAGGGCUUCAUUCAACUGUCAACUCCUCGGGAAGCAGAGAUGAUGGCAAAAUACUACACCAUUAACCCCUUGGAGAUCAGAGGGAAGCCAGCCCGCUGCAACGUGUGCACCAAGUACAAGACCCUCAACGUGCAGUCAAACAACUCAAAGAGUCCUGGUUCCCAAGCUCCGCGGAGGGAAAGAUCAGGCGCCUCGAGUCCUAGACGCUCCUUAGACAGACAGAAGAGAAGUCAAAGUCCUAGAGCAAGAAGCAGAGAGGAUCGCAAAAGGGAAGAGCGUUCCAGGUCCAAAUCUGAAUCUAAACCAAAGCCAAAGUCAGAGCCCAAAGUGGAGUCCAAAGCCAAGUCCAAAGCCCAGUCGAAAGCAGAGCCUAAGGUGGAGUCCAAGGCCCAGUCGAAAGCAGAGCCUAAGGUGGAGUCCAAGGCCCAGUCGAAAGCAGAGCCUAAGGUGGAGUCCAAGGCCCAGUCGAAAGCAGAGCCUAAGGUGGAGUCCAAGGCCCAGUCGAAAGCAGAGCCUAAGGUGGAGUCCAAGGCCCAGUCGAAAGCAGAGCCUAAGGUGGAGUCCAAGGCCCAGUCGAAAGCAGAGCCUAAGGUGGAGUCCAAGGCCCAGUCGAAAGCAGAGGCUGUGGACUUGAAAGCAGAGUCCAAAGUGGAGUUUAAAGCAGAACCUCCAGUAGAAGCGGAGAAAGAAGAGAGCAGCCAGAAAGACGAGGCUUCGAGCACUAAUCUGGAGCAGAUUGAAAAUGAGAAAGAGCCAGAACAAAAGGGGCCCGAUGUGGGUCCUGAGGACAUGACUGAGGAAGUGGACGAAGCUGGAGAAGUGAAGCAGGAUGCGGAGACUGAGGAGAGUAAAGACGGCAUCAUGGCCGAUGCUGAGGAGAGCGCGAAAGAAGAUGAUGAUGAUGAUGAAGAUUUCUGUCUGGAAAACAUGGAGGACAUGGUGGUGGUGGAUGAACUGGAGGAGGAUGAGGCCGAGGCUCCAGAUAGUUCUAACACAGGGGGAAUGCGUGUGGUGCUCGUGAUGGGCUUCAGAAAAGGAUACAAUUUUCUGAACGAGCUCAUGCAGCUGGCCCAACCCUUCGGCAAAGUGGAGAGCCACCUCAUCAUGGACCAGCAGCGCAAGGCUUACCUGCAGUUCACCAAAGAGGAGGAGGCUGUGGCCAUGGCAAAGUUUUACAACGGAAAUGUCCAGCCGAGAGUGUGUGGACGACCCGUAAAAGUCUGGCACUACACCUCACAACCCACCAUACAGUUUGGAUUUGUGGUGUACAUCGGUAAACUGCCCAACGUGAAGUACUCCAUAGACGACAUCCUGGAGAUGGUGGAGAAGUACGGGAAAGUCCGCAAGUACUUCCUGCACCAGUUCCGCCACGAGUGCUACCUGGAGAUGGAGACAGAGGAUCAGGCAGAGCGAGUGGUGGAGCACUAUCGCCAGCAGCCUGCAGUGCUCUACGGCCAGAGACUGACCAUAUAUGUGAGCCGCAAGUACAGGUUCCUGCAAGGGCGUCACGUUGUGCUGAUGGGCGCCGACAAGAAGACUUCCAAACGAGAGAGAGAGCAGGACGCAAAACGCAAGUCCAGCGACGAACCAGCCUCCAAAAAGAGCAAGGAGGAGAUGAGUGACGGGGCCUCAAAGGAGAAAGGAAAUGAGGAGGAGAGCACUGAGGAAACGACUAAGGAGAAAGACGAGGAGAGCUCUGAAGAAACUAUUGAGGCAAAAGACGAGGAGGAGAGUCCUGCGGAAACCAAGGGGAAGGACGAGGGGGAGAGUCCUGAGGAAAGCAUUAAGGGGACAGAGGAGACUUUAAAGAAGCUAGGAAAUGAGGAGAGCGGAGAGGAGACGUGUCAGAAGCUAGGGGAGGAGGAGAACGAAGAAGUGAUGUCUCUGGAGGACAAAGCUGAGGAAAUAGAGGAUUCAGACCAGGAGAUGGAAGGAGAAAAGCCCGUGGGAGAAGUGAUUGGAGAAACAUCGGAGGAGGAAGAGGACUUGUUAGAGGACUCGACACAGGACCAGAGUGAAGAGGAAGAUCAGACGGAGCCAGAGUCCAGGGUCCUGCUGCCCCCAUUCGACCCCCACACUCCUGUUGGUGUGGAGCAUGUGCAGAGGGGGUUCUACUGUGGCCUGUGCUGCCUCCUCUGUCCUGACGAGGAGCAGGCCAGAGACGCUCACUGCAGCAGUCGGCCGCACUACGAGCAGCUGCAGAGGCACAUGGAGCAGAAAAACACGGCACAAGAAUAG